AUGUCGAAAACAUCUACCCUUCGUGAGUGGAAUUGGUGGGGUAAUCCAAAUAAUGGUAUAUUCAAAGGGUACAUUCAGAGGUCUGGAUUAGAGCACCUUAUUAGGUGUUCUUAUCGGAAUGCUGAUAAGAUUGUGGUGUCUACAUUUGUUGAGAGGUGGCAUCCCGAAACGAACACCUUUCACAUGCCUUUUGGUGAGAUGACCAUUACAUUGGAUGAUGUGUCAUCUAUUUUAGGCAUUCUUGUGUCUGGUGCAGCGGUUGCUCCUCUUGGAGAUGACAACGACACAAAUUUUGAGUUGUUAGUUAAGUACUUAGGAGUGACUGAUGAAGAGACUGGCACAAGAGUUCAAAUUGUGUACCUUAGACUACUUAGAAACCUUGAUAGUGUUGUUGGUUAUUCAUGGGGUUCUGGGUGCUUAGCAUGGUUGUAUAGACAAUUAGGCCAAGCUUCGAGGUCUAAGGUGAAGCAGAUUGCUGGGUACAUGACUUUGCUGGAGGCAUGGGUGUAUGAGCACAUGCAUGGUGUUGUUGUCCCUGAUCAUGACCUUGAUUAUUUAGAGGUCCAGCCUCGUGCACUUCGUUGGAUUCCACGUCGAGACAAUGGCACAACGUCGGUAGACGUGCAGAAGUAUAGACAACGGCCAGCACAGACUUACCGAAUAAGUUGGCCAGCACAGACUUUUCAUAUUUUAACAACAUAA
Messenger RNA from Prunus mume (Japanese apricot), 702 nucleotides. Lineage: Eukaryota; Viridiplantae; Streptophyta; Magnoliopsida; Rosales; Rosaceae. The record is from RefSeq and is a predicted model, not a curated record.